UCCUCACUUAGCAACCAUUAGAAGUUAUGAUGGGUCCCCCAAAGGUACUUAGGACCUGAUUCUAGUGUUCUGGUGGCACGCAUGCACGCAACACACAAAGUCACAUGACCACAUUUUGAACACUUAGCAGCCGGCUUAUCUUCAUGGCCGGUUGCGGUAUCCAACAGUCGCGUGACAUAGUUUACUAUAGGUUUUCUUGCAGGAAACUGGCUAUAAAGGCCAGUUUCCAGCAAAAAAUUCACAUAACAAUGCAUUAACUUGCUUAACGAAUUCAAUGUUCAAUUUAGAGGCAUGAUGUUUACUUAACCACCACCGCAAAAAAAAAGCUGUAAAAUUAGACUGAUCACAUGGGUACCUUGACAUAGGACCAUCACAACUUAAUGACAGAAAUUCUAAGGCUCUGUAAAUGCUCUGUAUUUCUUCUUGUACAGUUAUCCUAGCUUGUCACCUUUCUAUUAGAUAAAGUCAAAACAUUAGGAAGCAUCUUCUCUAACUGGGCAUUUACUGAUUGGAAAGUGUGGGCUGCCAAGGAGACUUGAGAGGAAGAAAAAGAACUCUUAACAGCAACAGCUGUAGUGCCCUCAACAUUUUCAGAAGGAAAGAUGAAAUGCAUCCCCAAAAUAAAUUCAAAUAAAGUACUGGAACACUUUAAGAAUAAUGUAGAAAGACAAAAGAAAUUUACCUUUUCACAGCAGAAAAAGGGCUUGAGAAUUUGAAUUGAAAAUUUUAAGACAGCUUUAGGCCAAACAUUACAAUUCUAGCAGCAGGAAUCAUACAUAUUGUAGAUUAUUCCAAAAGAAGGCCAAGCGUAUAGAUCCUGAGUUCUUCUGUACCUUGGGAUGAGUAACUCUUAAGAUGCCUUUGCCAGUGGAAGGAGGCACCCUAGUGAUUGCUCCUUACUGCACCAGUUCUUGCAUACCUACUGUGGAAACAUGACUUGACUAUCCAGAACACAGGGGUAGUGUGCAAACUUUAUCUCCUUCCCUUACAGUUCCUGGGAUCAGUUGCUGGCUCAAAUGCCUUCCUUGAACAGGAAGCUUCUUCCAUGUAUGAGAGGCCAAUGUUUUCAGUUGCACCAAGCCUAGCCACCAACGCUUCAACAGCCUUUAACCCCUAUUUGGGGCCAGUUUCUCCUGGCUUGGUCCCAGCAGAGAUCUUGCCAACAGCACCAAUGCUGGUUGCAGGGAAUCCUGGUGUGCCAGUUCCUGCCGCUGCAGCAGCAGCAGCACAGAAGCUAAUGCGGACGGACAGAUUGGAGGUAUGUAGAGAGUAUCAGCGUGGCAACUGUAACAGAGGAGAAAAUGAUUGCCGGUUUGCUCACCCUGCUGACAGUGCAAUGAUUGAUACCAACGACAAUACUGUUACUGUCUGCAUGGAUUACAUCAAAGGGAGAUGUUCAAGGGAAAAGUGCAAAUAUUUUCACCCUCCAGCCCAUCUGCAAGCUAAGAUCAAAGCUGCCCAGUACCAGGUCAAUCAAGCAGCAGCUGCUCAGGCAGCAGCUACUGCAGCAGCCAUGACUCAGUCGGCUGUCAAAUCACUGAAGCGACCCCUCGAGGCAACCUUUGACCUGGGGAUUCCUCAAGCUGUACUCCCCCCAUUACCAAAGAGGCCUGCGCUUGAAAAAACCAAUGGUGCCACUGCAGUCUUUAAUGCUGGUAUUUUCCAAUACCAGCAAGCUCUUGCAAACAUGCAGUUGCAACAGCAUACAGCCUUCCUCCCACCAGGCUCAAUAUUGUGCAUGACACCCGCUACAAGUGUUGUUCCCAUGGUGCACGGCGCUACGCCCGCCACUGUGUCUGCAGCAACAACAUCUGCCACAAGCGUCCCCUUCGCUGCAACUGCCACAGCCAACCAGAUUCCCAUAAUAUCUGCCGAACAUCUGACUAGCCACAAGUAUGUUACACAGAUGUAGACACUUAAUCAUCAAACAAUCAUAUGACGGAGAAGAGGACAGCGUGGUUGAGUGAAGAAUCAGGACAGGUCAUUAGCCAUAAUGUAUAUACCGUAAAAUAACAGCACCCAAAUUUCCUCAGCAGUAAGACAUCCACAUAUUGCAUGUUAACAAGAUGAAAUGACAACUUGGAAAUUCACUGCACACUGUUGCCUAUAUACUUUGUACAUUGAAUAGAUAUUUGUGCUGGGGUGAUCAUAUUGUCUAACGCAGCCUUCCCUAACUUGGUGCCCUCCAGUUGCGUUGAUCUAUAAAUCUGGAUUGCAUCCUGGAAGUUGUAGACCCAAGAAAGCUAAAGGGCAUCACGUUGGAGAAUGUUAGUCUAAAGACUACAGCAUUGUCCAUCUUUUCUAGCACACAAGUAUGCAAUGCAUACCCAGCUGACGUAUGCAUUGGUAGACUCUUUUCCUACAUAAUCAUGUACGUCAUUUUGAAAAGACAGACUGUGAUGUAGCCAUAGAUCUAUAAUGUAUUGGUACGUCUGUAGACCAAGAUAUAAUUUUUAAAGUAAGUUUAUUAUCUCAAGGUUUACAAAUAACAAAAAGGUGCACCUUGUAUUUAAAAUUGCCAUUAUAGAAGAGACCGUGCAUGCACAGUAUAAUUUUUUCCUUUUUUGUUUUAAGAGUAAUAUUUUUAAAUGUAAUAGAUUGUAAGAAGUGGUAAAAGAGGUAUCUGACAGAGAUGAAUGUGCCAAGUAAAAAACCACAACUGUGUAUAUUUUUAAAGCACAUCAAUGGCUUUAAGUACCGUGUUGUUAAAGAUUUUCAUGAAGUGCCAUAGACUGUAAUCAAAGUAGAGUAUUAUUUCUUCAGUGUUACUUUAAGAGCCACAUUUUUGCUUGUUUUGCUAGUAGGUAAUCAGUCAAAGGGCACCCUUCCGUUUCAAACCAAAGCUGUCUCAGAAAUGGCCACCUCAGUUAAAAAUAGACAGCACAUUUUUUUUGUUUUUCUUAUUUUUUUAAAAGCAAAAACAAGAGUAGAUAUAUGGGUCAUUCCUACACAUACUGGAUAUAUAAAGCUAUAAAUUAUUAUAAACCAUUGUAGUUGUAAUAGUUUUGCAAAGUAUACUGUAUAACAAACAAUAUUUUAAAAAAGGGAAGAGCCAUUUCUGAGACAAUAUUAGAAAAAGUCUAAAUAAUUUUAUUUUGCUUCAAUUUUAUAACCUCUGUCAAAAGUCCAGGAGACUCUAAAUGUGUUGAAGGAGAUGGGUUUUGCUUUUCUGAUCCAAUGCAUCACUUCAAAGUCACACACUUAAAAAAAUAGUGACUCUAAAUCAUGGGAAAAGCACUGACAUCAGAUGCCUGAUUAAAAAGAAAACCAAAAUAAUCAACAAUCAAUGAAAAUGUUAAUUAGAGUAGGCGCUGGGUGGGUUAACUAUCGGGUGAGUUUUAUAUGUGAUUUCUUCUGUUGAGAUUUAACUGCUUUAUAGCCUUAGAAAGCCUUUACAAAAUGAAACAAAAAAUAGAUGUGCAUUCAAGUUUUUAAGAUGGAUUCAUCCAAAGGAAAUCCUUUGUGUGGUUUGGAUGUUGCAGUUAGUAAAGGAUAUAUUUUGCUCUGUUAAGCAAAGCUCGAGGUGGGGGCCAGGUUUCUGGUAGCGUCGCGUAGAAUGGGAGAGGUGAGGGUUCGGUUCUAGAAUUCUCCAUACUUCCAAGUUUACUUGCAAGUUUUUAUGCUUGAGAGAUGCUUUCUAGUUAAAAAAAAAAAAGAAUGAUGUGUUGAUUUUACUGAUUGUACUGUACAUCUAUUAAAGCCUUAGAUUAUUACAUUACGGGUUAAAACCCAUACCAAUGUAAUUUCAAUCGUGUUAAGAAAGUAUAGGUGACUUCACAUGUUAUUGUAGUUUACUUACAUUUAGAGAAUAUGACUUAUUUUUCCUUGUUAAAAUGGUAGUUUUUAUUUCGUACAUUUAUUAGAUCAUCUUCAUUUUCUAUUACCAGAUGAAUGCCAUUUAAGUUUAUAGAAUUUUGUUUUAUUAGAUUUUACUGAUGAAUUUUUUUCAAAAUAUGAAAAAGAAUUAAAAAUAUUUUUUCUUCAUAGCAUAUGCAGUUUUGAAUUUACAUGUAGUGUCAUGAAUAUUCGUAUUCUUGUUAACUAAAUGAUUUAUAUUUUACUGAUUUAAUAUUACAAUGUAAGAAUAUCAGUCAUUGUUAGUUCUUGUCUAGUUUUCAUUAAAAGAACAAAGAUCUUUUAUAUGGAUAUCUUAUAUAAUCAUUGUUAAGUAAGAAGUUAAGUUGUUGCUAUUGAAAUGAUCCUGGCAGACAACUGAGUAAUAUUUUGAUGAUUUAUUUUGUUUGUAAUUAAUUAUAAAAGAAAAAAUCUAGUUCUUAGAUAUUAGAAUAAAAUUUAUUUUCUACUGUAUCCAUUUCAAAUGUUAAAAUAUUGUUUAAAUAUUUUUUGAAAUCCCUGAAUAUCAGGCCUUCUUAUAAAUAAGCUGCAUAAUCAGUAGAUCAAGGGACUUUUUUGUUGAUAAUCCAAAUACUCAAAAAGUUUACGUAUAACAAGAAUUAUAAUAAGUGUGAGUGCUUGUGCAUACUCUUGAGGGAUGAUUAUGCUGCAAUUUAGCAUGUGGGAAAGUAUAGAGAGAAGGUUGACCUUUUGCACUUCUGUAUAUAGUCAAAUAAAAAAAAUAAAGAGAGAAACCUGUAUAAUAGUAAGAUCUUAUUUUGAAUAAAAAUGUCUAUAAAUACAAGGAGUUUUGUUAAGGCUUAUAAAAAUGACAGGCUGAACAAAAUUGCUUGCAAAAAAGUGGCACAGAAUUAGCACUCCAUACCCCUUUGAAAAAGUGGCUUUGCUUUAUGUGAACAGCUUCUAGUUUGCCAGGAUUCUUUCAGCUGGAAAGAUUGGCCAUCCUUCUCAUGACUAACAAAAGCUGCACUGGUCUAAAUCUGCCUGAAGAUAAUUUCUGAUGAGACAAGAAAAAUAAAAAUUAUUUUUUUAAAAAUGAAAUUUCAGAAAAACAGGUACUUCCAACCAUUAAAGGUAAAUCAUGGAUCUAAUAUGUCUUACAUUACUCAAAACAACUACUGCAUGUUUCAAGUAUCAAGGAGAGAGAGAGAGAGAGAAAAAGAAAAUAUAAAUAGAUAUAAAAUAUAUAUUCUAUUCAAACCAGUUUCUGAAAAAUUUCAGUAGUUUUAUUAUUCACACACUAGCGCAAACACACACAUACACAGGGAAAGUGAUAUUGACUUUCACAUGCACACUAAAGAAGUUUGAAAAUGUCAACAGGCAAACCAAAACAAAACCAUCAUAGCUGUAGUUGUUACGUAAUUAUUUUUAUUGCUGUAGUGAUCCGGUUCUUUUAGCAGGUGAAAAAAAAACCACCCUUUCAAAUUUACCAUUUUUAACCUAAAGCACUUGACAAACCAUGUACUACAUGAAGCCAAAGUGAGGGGGGAGGGAACCAAUGAUUGGAUCUAUUCUGUCUCAUAAUUCAUAUUGAUGAAUUAGUACAUGUUGCACUUCCUUGCAACCCUAUAACUUUCAUCUGCUGAAAGGACAGGUGUGCUUGGUUUUUACUAUUAUGUAAUCACAGACUUAAAUUUGCUUGGUAGUUGCUCCAACUUAUGUACUCUGUCCUGGGCUGCAAUUUGUUUUUAUGCUUAUUUUAUUAUUACUGCUAUAGCUGUAUGAAAAAAAAAUAAAGUUAAAUUGCCCUAAUAAAA
This is a messenger RNA of Thamnophis sirtalis, 5612 nucleotides long. NCBI's taxonomy places the organism in Eukaryota, Metazoa, Chordata, Lepidosauria, Squamata, Natricidae. The record is from RefSeq and is a predicted model, not a curated record.